CUCGCCGCUACAAGAUGGCGUCCUGGGUCGCGUCGCUCCUCCUCGUGCUGGGCGCAGCCGGCCCUUCACUGCAGGCCGCCGUGAACGUGACCUUGUACUACGAGAGCCUGUGUCCGGACAGCAUCCGCUUCGUGAAGCAGCAGCUGUACCCCGCGUGGAAGAGCCUGAGCCCGGAGUGUCUGCGCGUCGACUUCGUGCCCUACGGCAAGGCCUCGCAAGAGCGGCUCGCCGACGGCCACUGGAGCUUCAGCUGCCAGCACGGGCCGCGCGAGUGCCUGGGUAACAAGCAGCAGGCGUGCGCGCUGCACGCCCUGCGCGACCUGCCCGCGCUGCAGGUGGAGUUCGUGCACUGCUUCAUGGCGGCGGCCGACCCGCCGUCCUCCGGGGCGCAGUGUGCGAAAACCCUAAACAUCACCUACAGUGAGAUCGAGAAGUGCAGUUCCAGUCAGCAAGGCGAAGAUCUCUUGGCUGCGCUGGGAGACAAGACGAAGAAGUUCAACCCCGAACUUUCGUGGGUUCCAACUCCAGCGUUCAACAACGUGUACGACGCUGAAGACCUCCAGGAGUCGAUGACGGACUUCCUGUCCGCGGUGUGCAAGCGCCUGGACUCUCCGAAGCCGGCCGCCUGCUCCGAGCACCUCGAGGCGGAGCAGAGCGUCGAGUGAUCCGGCUGCGUCGUCGUGGAAGACCGCAUCCGCACUCAAACACCCUUUUUCUGUAAAUAAAUAUCACCUAGAUACAUA
Messenger RNA from Bacillus rossius redtenbacheri, 743 nucleotides. Its product is annotated as GILT-like protein 1. The transcript is spliced from 5 exons. The record is from RefSeq and is a predicted model, not a curated record. The coding region runs from base 15 to 665 and encodes 216 amino acids. Gene Ontology annotation, molecular function: oxidoreductase activity, acting on a sulfur group of donors, disulfide as acceptor. NCBI's taxonomy places the organism in Eukaryota, Metazoa, Arthropoda, Insecta, Phasmatodea, Bacillidae.